GUCUCUGGAAACGGAGAAACUGGACUUUAAUUCAUAUAAUGAACCUUUACUGGACUACUUCAUUUCGUCCAUUUUCUUUUAUUAUGAAUACUGUAUAUUGAUUUGUCAAUGAGCAUGUAUGACUCGGCAACCAGCAUUUUUAUUAAAAAUAUCUAUUAAGUUAUUUCUAGUCUUAUAAUAAUAUCAGAAAUAACAAAACAGAUGACUUCUCUAUGUGAAAUAAAACAGGGAGAAAAAAGCAGCCCUUGCUGAGUUUAUUGCCAGUUCUUCUCAGUACAAGGUCUCCCGCCGAAGUUUUUCAUUUAGACUUUCACAAUUAGACCAGCCGUAGCCGUAGACUUUCAUGACUACAAGUGCUUCUUACUGAAUAAAUUUCGGCGGUAGGCGGGAAACACGAAAAGUUCGUUCUCUUAUAAAAAUCGUAAAAAAAAAUACUUACAAUUGCUAAAUUUCAUAAUUUAUUCAAUUUUAUAGUUAUAUUUUAAGCACAAAUCACUAUCUUACGUUAUCUAAUCAUAUAGUACAUGAUUACUUAAUUGUGCUUUAAUAUUCUGUCUUGUCGGUUAUUUACUUCACUUCCACUGGUUUAUUUCUCAAAUGGCGAACAUAACAGCAGUUUUAGAGACACAACAUGCACUAGAGACCAGACUGUUCAACAAAAUGAAUGAACUGGAGGAACGGUGGAAGGCAACUCCUGCACAGGCCGAUAGUUCACUUACUCGUCUGCAAGAGGAAUUUCUGGGGUUCAAAAUUGAAAUGCUUUCUGUCCUUCAACUUCUUCGUAGUCAAGUCUCAGAGCUCUGCAGAUCCGUUGAUGAUUUAGAAAUGCGACAUCGAAGAAAGUAUCUGCUAGUAAGCGGCAUUCCUGAAGACACCAAUAGUGAUCUUCCUAAAUCCAUUGUCAGUGUAUUUGUCAAUAAAAUGGGGCUGGCUUUGACACCAGAAAUGCUCACUGUUUGCCAUAGACUUGGCAGUGCGUCUGAAGGAAGAUGUAGACCUGUGUUGGUGCGUUUCAAGGAGCUCUCCUUGAGGACUGCUGUCUGGCAUAAGAAGACUGCGUUGAAAGGUACAGCACAUACUAUCUCUGAAUUCCUUACUCGCCAGCGCCGGGACGUUUUCAUUAAUGCGCGUAAGCGAUUUGGCAUGAGAAGAUGUUGGACCAUGGACGGAAACGUCAUAGUUAAAUUAAAAAAUGGUUCGAGACAGCGUAUAUACACCGCAUGCGACCUCUCUUCACUCUCGGCCACUGAAGAUGAGUUCCACCAAGCGACUGAUCCUGGCCCAACAGCGCAGGCCUCAGCUUCUCCGGCUUCGCGAGGAAAACUUAGACGGACAGCCAGGGCGAAAAAGUAAUUGUUUCUUCUCUUUAUUAUUUUGUUUGUUAGGGCUUAUAAUUGUUUAUUAACAUAAAUGCAGUAUUCAUUUCAAUAUUUACACUACUCCGGUUAAUAGAAAUUUCUUUUUAUCUUACUACCUACAACUAACACAAAUUUAUCUGUUGUAAGAUUGUAAAUAUCAAAUUAUCUUGGCACAAAUCACAAAUAAUUUCCCAUUAAAUUUUUAAACCUUCACGUCAUUGUCAAUUUUGUGUUGUUGUUAUCUAAUGUACUCUGUGGUUGUUAUAUAUAUAUUUUUUUUAUAUUAGUUGAGUUUAUUCGCCCUGGCUUCCAGCAUAUUGGCUUACGAAACGAUUAUUAAUCGAUUAUUUCUUGUUUUGUUAUCUGAGUUUUUCUCUCUCGUCAGCCGGCAGGACAGAUAUUAUUAAUUGAUAACUAAUUUGAUCGUAGUUUAUUUAUAUUUAUAUAUUAUAUUUUGAUUUAAAUUUUAUACAUAUAACUAUUAACUAUUAUGUCAGAUGAUGAUUCUUUUCAUUCAGCUUUUAAUGACAGUAUUUCCUCUUGUGAUAGCUUUAUCUCACAAUCUGAACCUGAGACUUUGGGUACUCAACUGCACAAUAUUUUUCAAUGCUCUCCCCAUUGCUUCAAUGCUUGCCAUAUAAAUGCUCAAAGUAUACCCUCCCAUUAUACUGAUUUUCUCGCUACAUUUC
This is a messenger RNA of Diatraea saccharalis (sugarcane borer), 2047 nucleotides long. The record is from the annotation of a GenBank genome assembly. NCBI's taxonomy places the organism in Eukaryota, Metazoa, Arthropoda, Insecta, Lepidoptera, Crambidae.